Messenger RNA from Dermatophagoides pteronyssinus (European house dust mite), 1236 nucleotides. RefSeq names its product calcium-dependent protein kinase 2-like. The record is from RefSeq and is a predicted model, not a curated record. NCBI's taxonomy places the organism in Eukaryota, Metazoa, Arthropoda, Arachnida, Sarcoptiformes, Pyroglyphidae.
AUGACGGAACCAAUGCAGCUGAGCGCGGUCAGCAGGGGAGGUCUCGAGGUUUUCGACGUGGCCGAUGGUCAGCUGCUGGGCAAAGGCUCGUACGGCGCGGUGACGAAGGCGGUGGAGGUUGCGACGGGGCAGACUCGCGCGAUCAAAACAAUUUACAAGCCGAAGAUUGACAACAUCGUGCGGCUGAAGCGUGAGAUUUUGAUCAUGCAGAAAAUGGACCACCCGUGCAUCAUCCGGCUCUACAACGUGUUCGAGGACGAGGUGAACCUGUACUUUGUAAUGGAAUUAUGUUCCGGCGGCGAGCUGUUCGACCGCAUCAUCAAGAUUGGCACGAUGUCAGAGCGCAACACGUACAUCAUCAUGAAGCAGGUCUUCAGCGCGAUCGCGUACUGCCACAAGCUGAACAUAAUGCACCGCGACAUUAAGCCCGAGAACAUUCUGUUCGCGGACGACUCGCCGACUUCCCCCAUCAAGAUGAUCGACUGGGGCUUCGGCAAAAACAACAAAGAAAUUCUCGAGAAAGUGAAGAAAGGCGUUUACUCGAUGAACGGCCGUUCCUGGAAAAAAGUCAGCGCGCCCGCGAAGGACCUCGUGCGCCGACUGCUGACGAUGGAUCCGAGCAAGCGGAUCACUGCCGCUGAGGCGCUGAAGCACCAGUGGAUUUUGUACUACCACUCGCCGGGCUUCUUGACGUGCGACGCGAACGUGACCAGCCGGCUCGGCAGCGAGCUCGUGAACAAGUUCCGCAUUUUCGCGAAGGCGAACCCGAUCAAAAAACUCGCGCUCGUCGCGAUCGCCUACCAGCUCAGCGAGAGCGAGAUCCUCGCGCUGCACAACCUCUACACGCGCAUGGACUCGCGCUCGACGGGCAUGCUCACGCGCGACGAGCUCGAGAAUUCGUUGCGCGAAAUGGGUGUCGAGAUCACGCCGGAGAUCAGCGAGACCAUCGGCGCAGUGGACCUCGACUGCAACAACGUGGUCGACUACACUGAGUUCAUUGCGGCGUGCCUCGACAAGCGCUUUUACGUGCAGCCGAUCGUCUGCCAAAACGCGUUCAAAGUUUUCGACAUCGACAGAGACGGCUUCAUCAGCGAACACGACCUCGACACAGUGCUCUCAAUCAGCUUCAACGGGCUGCCGACCGCAGAGGCGCACAGCUUGCUGCUUGCCGUUGGCUGCGAAGACAAACUCAGCUACGAGGACUUUGUGGAAAUCAUGAAAUUAAAUGAGAGCUAA